This is a messenger RNA of Bufo bufo (common toad), 2258 nucleotides long. It is a transcript of the gene ANGPTL2, whose product is annotated as angiopoietin like 2. The transcript is spliced from 5 exons. The coding region runs from base 522 to 1991 and encodes 489 amino acids. Lineage: Eukaryota; Metazoa; Chordata; Amphibia; Anura; Bufonidae. The record is from RefSeq and is a predicted model, not a curated record.
CUACUGUCCAACCAUAGACCUUGCUGCUUUUUACAUGCUGGGUACAACUUCACUUUUUUUUUUUUCUCUCUCCCUCUUUCUCUCUUACUCUUUCCACAUCAUGUAAUUUCACCACAAAGGAGCCGAGGAGCUCAGGUUCAAAUAAGGCUGUCAGGAAGAAACCGAGAGGCAGAGAGGAAAAAGAUGGGCUCUGGAUCCAGGGAUGAGAUUCGGGAUAGCCUGUUCCAAGGCAGCAGGUAACGUCCUGCCCUGCUGAACAGCAAGGACAUGCUAGGACAAUAAAACAGACUGCACAACGUUACUGCAAAGAAGAAGGAAAAAAAAAAACACGACAGAUUUUUUAAAUAUUUAUAUUAUAUAUUAUUUUUUUUACUGGAGAAUCUUUGGGACAGCAGAGUUUACUAGAAGAAGCGAACACGUUUUUUUCAGAAGUCAUCAUCAAGGGAUAUCAGUGAUCCUGGACAGGAUUGAGAAGAAGAUAAUUCCCAGCGUUUGAAAUUUUCACUUACAAACGAAGGACAAUGACAUCUCUGAACGUGGUCCCUCUGUUACUCCUUGUGGUUCUGGGGGUCACUUAUGGUGGCAGCACUCAAGAAUUUCAGAACAGUGAGGGCUCGGAGCCAGAAUUUAUCUAUAUGAACAGAGAGAGGCGGGCGGCAGAAUCCUCGGAUAAAUGCAGCUACACCUUCAUCGUCCCCCAGCAGAAAGUCACCGGGGCCAUUUGCGUGAACUCCAAAGAGCAGGAGACGGCGUUCGAGAGCCGACUGCACAAACAAGAGAUAGAACUUUUGAACACUGAACUUCUCAAGCAGAAGAGACAGAUCGAAACCUUGCAGCAGCUGGUGGAGGUGGACGGGGGCAUUGUGAACGAGGUCAAACUCUUGCGGAAAGAGAGUCGGAACAUGAACUCGAGGGUGACCCAGCUCUACAUGCAGCUGCUGCAUGAGAUUAUCCGGAAAAGGGACAACGCGCUGGAGCUCUCCCAGCUAGAGAACAAGGUUCUGAACCAAACCACAGAAAUGCUACAACUCACUAAUAAGUAUAAGGAUUUAGAGCACAAAUACCAGCAUUUGGCCUCUUUAGCGAGUAACCAGUCUAUUGUCAUUGCACAACUUGAAGAACAAUGUCAAAAAAUGCCGCAAUCUCGGCCCAUACCACAACCGCCCCAGCAGCCACACCGGGUGCAUCCGCCUCCCAACUAUAACCGCAUUAACCAAAUAUCUACCAACGAGAUACAGGGAGACCAAAACCUAAAGGUGCUUCCACCUCCUCUGCCUACAAUGCCAGUUGUGACCAGCCUACCAACCUCUACUGACAAACCUUCAGGCCCAUGGAAAGACUGUCUACAAGCGCUGGAAGAUGGGCAUGACACAAGUGGCAUCUAUUUGGUAAAACCGGAAAACACCAACAGAUUGAUGCAAGUGUGGUGUGACCAGAGACAUGACCCUGGUGGCUGGACCGUCAUCCAGAGAAGAGUCGAUGGGUCAGUCAACUUCUUCAGAAACUGGGAGACGUAUAAACAAGGAUUCGGUAACAUCGAUGGAGAAUACUGGCUGGGACUUGAAAAUAUCUACUGGCUAACGAAUCAAGCCAAUUACAAGUUAUUAGUCACCUUGGAGGACUGGCAAGGACGCAAGGUCUUCGCAGAGUAUGCCAGCUUUCGUCUGGAACCAGAAAGUGAAUUUUACAAGCUGAGGUUGGGACGGUAUGAUGGCAAUGCCGGAGAUUCCUUCACCUGGCACAACGGCAAGCAGUUCACUACCUUGGAUAGAGACCAUGAUGUAUACACAGGUAACUGUGCCCACUACCAGAAAGGUGGAUGGUGGUAUAACGCCUGCGCUCACUCCAACCUCAAUGGAGUCUGGUACAGGGGAGGACAUUACCGCAGCCGCUAUCAAGAUGGCGUUUACUGGGCCGAGUUUCGAGGCGGUUCAUACGCAUUAAAGAAGGUUGUUAUGAUGAUCAGGCCAAAUCCCAACACUUUCCAUUGAAAAGGUUAAAAACAAAGACUCGUUCCACCAUUGGAAACGUCGUACUGUAGUCAUUUCCCUUGUAGAAUCGGAGAUCGCAACGACAGACACAUAGACUGAACUGUCCGCCAGUACUGUAAGAUGAUGUACAAAUAUCUAUUCAAUGCUAUGACCUCUUUUUAUAAACCAGUACUUUCAUGGGAGCGUUCAUAAGUCUUACCAAAUACGUUGGGAGUACCGAAAACUUUGUCGCCCGGGAUUCCACGGACUUUUAAUUUUUUUUGCCUU